GGAGGCGAAGAUUGGCGCCCUCCGGCCUCUCCUCUCGUCUCUCAAAAGCCACAAGCAAACGGUGGCGGCGCCAGCCUGCUCCUAGCGCUGGCGUAAGUGAGCGGCCAAAUCAGGGCACCGGCGGGACGGUGGCGCGGACGGAUCGAGCCGGCAGGCGGGCAGCGGAGGCGGCGCCGUGCUUGUGUUGGGCAGGGCAGCAGAGGCGGGUGCGGUGCCCUGACGGGGCAUCAGAGGCGGGAGCGGGUGAUUUAGGGGCUUAAAUGUUGGCCCUAGGAGUGAGAACUCACCAGCGCCGGCACUGGUGCCUCGCACAGCUCCGUGGCAAGAACGCUGGGGCCUUGGCACCGGAACUGGCCCCGAAGUCACAGUCCACGCUCGCCUGCUCCGUCCCAUUGGAGAAUCAAACUAACCUCAAUGACGCUACCGGUGCCCGCCAAGCGUUCGACGAAAUUCCCCACAGGAACACCCUGGACCAUGCCCUUUUCGACCACGCGCGGCGGGGUUCAGUCCACCAGGCGCUAGACCACUUCUUGGAUGUGCACCGCUGCCAUGGUGGGCGUGUUGGUGGUGGGGCACUGGUGGGGGUCCUCAAAGUCUGUGGGUCAGUUCCAGACAGAGUACUGGGGAAGCAGCUGCAUGGCCUGUGCAUCAGGUGUGGGCAUGAUCGUGGCGACGUCGGCGUGGGCACGUCUCUUGUUGACAUGUACAUGAAGUGGCACAGUGUUGUGGACGGCAGGAAGGUGUUUGAGGCAAUGCCCAAGAGGAAUGUUGUCACCUGGACGUCAUUGCUCACUGGGUAUAUCCAGGAUGGAGCAUUAUCGGAUGUUAUGGAGCUCUUCUUCAGGAUGCGUGCUGAAGGGGUCUGGCCCAAUUCUGUCACAUUUGCGAGUGUUCUCUCAGUGGUGGCAAGCCAGGGUAUGGUUGAUCUUGGACGGCGCGUGCAUGCUCAAUCAGUUAAGUUUGGUUGCUGCUCCACUGUGUUUGUGUGCAAUUCUCUGAUGAACAUGUAUGCAAAGUGUGGACUGGUUGAAGAAGCCAGGGUCGUGUUUUGUGGGAUGGAGACCAGGGACAUGGUGUCAUGGAAUACAUUGAUGGCAGGCCUUGUGUUGAACGGGCAUGAUCUUGAAGCCCUGCAGCUGUUCCAUGAUUCACGAUCCAGUAUUACCAUGCUUACACAGUCGACAUACGCAACAGUGAUCAAAUUAUGUGCAAAUAUCAAACAGCUUGGCCUGGCCCGUCAACUUCACAGCAGUGUUCUUAAACGUGGGUUUCAUUCAUAUGGCAAUGUAAUGACAGCCCUCAUGGAUGCCUACAGCAAAGCAGGUCAACUGGGUAAUGCUCUGGAUAUAUUUUUGUUGAUGUCAGGAUCUCAGAAUGUUGUUUCAUGGACUGCUAUGAUUAAUGGGUGCAUUCAGAAUGGUGAUGUACCUCUUGCUGCUGCUCUUUUUAGCAGAAUGAGAGAAGAUGGUGUUGCUCCGAAUGAUUUCACCUACUCAACAAUUCUGACAGCGUCAGUGGCCAGCUUGCCUCCCCAAAUUCAUGCCCAGGUGAUCAAGACAAACUAUGAGUGUACAUCAAUUGUUGGAACUGCACUUCUCGCCUCUUACUCUAAGCUUUGCAACACUGAAGAAGCUCUUUCUAUAUUUAAAAUGAUUGACCAGAAGGAUGUUGUUUCAUGGUCUGCAAUGUUGACUUGCUAUGCCCAAGCUGGUGAUUCCGAUGGUGCCACAAAUAUAUUCAUCAAGAUGACCAUGCAUGGCUUGAAGCCAAAUGAGUUUACAAUCUCUAGUGUUAUUGAUGCUUGUGCUAGUCCGACAGCUGGAGUUGACCUGGGUAGGCAGUUCCAUGCUAUUUCUAUCAAGCACAGAUGCCAUGAUGCACUCUGUGUGAGCAGUGCACUUGUUAGUAUGUAUGCAAGAAAAGGGAGCAUCGAGAGUGCUCAGUGUAUCUUUGAGAGGCAAACAGAUAGAGAUUUGGUGUCAUGGAACUCAAUGCUAUCAGGGUAUGCACAGCAUGGUUACAGCCAAAAGGCCCUUGAUGUAUUUCGACAGAUGGAAGCUGAGGGCAUUGAGAUGGAUGGCGUCACAUUCCUUUCUGUGAUCAUGGGAUGUGCUCAUGCUGGUCUUGUUGAAGAAGGUCAGCGAUACUUUGAUUCGAUGGCCAGAGACUAUGGGAUCACUCCAACCAUGGAGCAUUAUGCGUGCAUGGUUGAUCUCUAUAGCCGCGCAGGCAAGCUGGAUGAAGCAAUGAGCCUUAUAGAAGGCAUGUCAUUCCCAGCAGGUCCAAUGGUAUGGCGCACAUUGCUAGGAGCUUGUAAAGUUCACAAGAAUGUUGAGCUUGGAAAGUUGGCUGCGGAGAAGCUGCUGUCACUUGAACCUUUUGACUCGGCUACAUACGUGCUACUCUCCAACAUUUAUUCGGCUGCAGGGAAGUGGAAAGAGAAGGAUGAAGUGAGGAAGCUCAUGGACACUAAAAAGGUUAAGAAAGAAGCUGGAUGCAGCUGGAUUCAGAUCAAGAAUAAAGUCCAUUCCUUUAUAGCUUCAGACAAGUCGCAUCCUUUAUCAGAACAGAUAUAUGCAAAGCUCAGGGCAAUGACAACUAAGUUAAAGCAAGAAGGUUAUUGUCCUGAUACAAGCUUUGCGCUUCAUGAAGUGGCAGAAGAGCAGAAAGAAGCUAUGCUGGCAAUGCACAGUGAGCGCCUAGCCCUCGCAUUUGGUUUGAUAGCUACACCACCAGGGGCACCCCUUCACAUUUUUAAGAACCUGCGGGUGUGUGGGGACUGCCACACUGUGAUCAAAAUGGUCUCUAAAAUUGAGGAUAGGGAGAUUGUAAUGCGAGAUUGCAGCAGGUUCCACCACUUCAAUUCAGGGGUCUGCUCUUGUGGCGAUUUUUGGUGAAUGGAGUCUGAACAAAAUGGUUGUGCAUUCAAUACUCAGCCAAUGUCCCCCUUGAACAAUAUCACUGAUAUCUUAAAUUCCAACACGAAACAUUGCACUAAUCAUUCAGCAUCAGGGGAUAAUCAAGCAGUAGCAGCGUGAGUACCUGCCAACAGCGCCUAUGAGAUAAGGAUGCAUACUGAUGCAGGGGCGUACCAAUUGUGAGGGCGCUACACCAUGGAAUCUACCUACGUGGGCAAUGUCGGCCAUCUCUCUCUCCCCCUGUUUGCUAGCGUCGGCAUGUGUACUACCUGUUUGACCGAAUGACAGCAUGGAGCGGGUGUGUGUCUCUGUCUGCGCAUGGUGGCAUGAGCCGAGCUGAGCACUGUACACUGCUGAGUUCAGACCUUCAUGUACCCAGCCAUGUACUGACAGUAUCUUGAAAGACGUUGGCAUGGUUAGUUUCAGUCAUUGCUGCAUCCAAAGGCAAAAGUGGUUAUUGUUGUUUGUCAAGUCUGAAGUUAUGAACACUAUGUUUCAAGCAUUCUCGAAGGAGCUUUCAUAACUAGUAAGUGAGCAGUGGGACCUCUCCUUAUAUCUUCCCAAAUAUGUUGCUGUUUCACUAGUACUUAGACAAACUAGCUGUGAUGGAUUUGGAAGCCCAUAGUCCGUGAGCUCCUUUUAUAUCCUAUAUAUAUAUAUAUAUAUAUAUAUUUUUCAAUUUAAUGUGAAAUAUUUGCUGAAAUGAUGUAUAAAAAUAAAUUCUAUGUGCAUCCAAUUUGUCUUUUUGCUAGGCAUAAUGACAGUUUCAUCUACAUGAAUCGAGCAAUAAUAUACUCCACAGAGCCCCAGUUAUCAUAUUUGAUUUGGGGAGGUGACUUAACGUUUGUACAUUGCCCCCUAGCAGAUAUGAACAUCUUCAUUACUUGUUCCUUUCUUGGCUGCCCGAACUAGAACCACACUCCUUUAAAUUAUCCUCACUUUGCAGUUGCUGCCAUAAUGUGCCGUUCCUAUUAUUACCAAGUAUAUGGUUCUAAUCCUAGAUAGAAAAAUAAAUAGAAAAAAUCUAAAAAGGCGGAUCCUCCCUCUCCAUCAAGAGUAAUGAACUGGGUUCUGAUACAGUACAAAAAAAAUAACUAAAUUAACCAAACUUGCCUGAUGUUGAGGCAAUCAAGAAAGCUGCAUAAGUGAG
Messenger RNA from Sorghum bicolor (sorghum), 4068 nucleotides. RefSeq names its product pentatricopeptide repeat-containing protein At2g27610. The transcript is spliced from 2 exons. Lineage: Eukaryota; Viridiplantae; Streptophyta; Magnoliopsida; Poales; Poaceae. The record is from RefSeq and is a predicted model, not a curated record. Gene Ontology annotation, biological process: RNA modification. The coding region runs from base 261 to 2897 and encodes 878 amino acids. Gene Ontology annotation, molecular function: protein binding; zinc ion binding; RNA binding.